This is a messenger RNA of Brassica napus (rape), 963 nucleotides long. RefSeq names its product CASP-like protein 3A1. NCBI's taxonomy places the organism in Eukaryota, Viridiplantae, Streptophyta, Magnoliopsida, Brassicales, Brassicaceae. The transcript has 2 exons. Bases 154 to 768 code for a protein of 204 amino acids. The record is from RefSeq and is a predicted model, not a curated record.
CGACUGCUUGAAAGACACUGAUAUACAUGGAACAAGAGAAGCCUCAGUCACGGGCACUGUUUUGAACCUCCAGUAGAAACUAGCCACAUGUCCAGCUUGUGUGUUUAUAUACACCCGUCUUUGGCUCGCCUUAGUAUAUCAUUCUGAUACGCCAUGGCGAAAGCAACAGAGCAGAAGAAAAACUCUAUAACAGUGGAAGAGACGAAGCUUGACAUACGCGAUGUGGUCACCAUAACAUACGACGAGGAUAACCGUCACGGAGGCACACGCAAUGACGUGGCAAUGGUUGUGCUACGAGCCAUGUGCAUGGCCGUAUCGGCUGUGUCUUUGUUGUUAAUGGUGACAGCCCGUGAGACUACCAUGACAACUCUCUACGGUUUCGAGUUUCAGCUCCACGCCGUUUGGUCUCUCUCAGAUUCCCUCAUAUAUCUAGUGGUGGUUACAUCAGCGACGGUUAUUUACUCAUCCGUGCAACUGGUUUUAAGUGGGACCAGACUAAUGAGAAAAACACCGGUUGUUCCGACAAGAACACAAGCAUGGUUUUGUUUCAUUGCAGAUCAGAUACUGGGAUGUGCGAUGGUGAGUGGAGGAUCAGCGGCUUUAGGUGUGACGAAUAUGAACAGAACAGGAAUCAGACACAUGCCUAUUCCAAAUUUCUGCAAGUCUCUCGGUUUCUUCUGUGACCAUCUCGCAAUCUCCGUCGUCUUCGCCUUGCUCGCGUUUCUCCUCCUCGCAGCUUCUUCUAUUCUCGACGCAGGCGACUGCUAGAGAAUUAUUACUGUUUUACCCUUUUAUGUCUUCUUAAUGAUGGUCUUUCUUUUUGAUAUUUUUGUUUGUUCUAGUUGAUGUCAGUGAAUCUUCCAGUUCCAAAGUUUUGAAUUUUGUUGACUGAGUCCUAUAUAAACGACAAAAACGCUUCAAAGAAAAAAACUGCAUUACCUUUCUUGGUUACUUGGACACACA